Thalassophryne amazonica is the source of this 1462-nucleotide messenger RNA. RefSeq names its product sodium-independent sulfate anion transporter-like. Lineage: Eukaryota; Metazoa; Chordata; Actinopteri; Batrachoidiformes; Batrachoididae. The transcript has 7 exons. The coding region runs from base 1 to 996 and encodes 331 amino acids. Gene Ontology annotation, molecular function: sulfate transmembrane transporter activity. Gene Ontology annotation, biological process: transmembrane transport. Gene Ontology annotation, cellular component: membrane. The record is from RefSeq and is a predicted model, not a curated record.
AUGGCUAGUCAUGUCACACAUCAAAUCCAUCCUCCCUCCAACCUAGACCCCUCCCAGUUCGCAUACAGAGCCAAGCGAUCUACAGAGGACGCAAUCUACUCAGCCCUGCACCCAGCCCUCACCCAUCUGGACAAGAAGGACUCAUAUGUGAGAAUGCUGUUCAUAGACUUCAGUUCAGCGUUCAACACCAUAACACCUCAACAGCUCAUCUGCAAACUAGACAAACUGGGGCUCAGCACCUCCCUUUGCAACUGGCUGUUGGACUUCCUCACCCAGAGGCCACAAGCAGUCCGUGUUGGCAACAACAGUGUUGGCUCCCCAAGGCUGUGUGCUCGAACAGCUGUCAACUCCCAAACAGGUGUUUGUACUCCAGCAGGAGGAAUCAUCACCAGUCUCAUCGUGUUGCUGUCGCUCGCGUUCCUCAUGCCGGCCUUCUACUACAUCCCUAAAGCUUCUCUGGCUGCAGUCAUCAUCUGCGCCGUGGCUCCUCUGCUGGAUUACCGCACGGUGGUCCAGAUGUGGCGGAUACACAGGUUGGACUUGCUGCCGUUCUCCGUGACGUUUCUGAUGAGCUUCUGGCAGGUGCAGUGGGGCAUCUUGGGAGGCGUGGCCAUGUCUGGAGCACUGCUGCUGUACGACACAGCCCGACCCAAAAUACAGGUUUCUGAUGGCGGUGUGCUGCUGAUGGAACCGAACAGUGGACUUAGUUUUCCCGCCACUGACUUUCUGUCCCGGCUCAUCCACACUCGAGCUCUGCAGGCGUCUCGUCCACGCUCGGCGGUCCUGGACUGUCGUCAUGUCAGCGUCAUCGAUUACACGGUGGUGCACGAGCUCCGGGACCUGCUCAGGCAGUUCAGACUGCGCGGCGUGCAGCUCGUCUUCUGCAGGCUGCAGCCUCACGUUCUGGAUGUUCUUCUAGCAGCUGAUCUUCAGGGAUUCAGAUACACAAACGACAUGGACACGGCACAGCGCAUGACCUCUGAUGACCUUUUAUAAGACUGAAGCAGCAUUUAAAGGACGUACUGCAGUGGCGCACAAAGCUAAUGCUUGUGGUGCGUUGGUGAGGUCACAGCCUGGAGGCCUGGGGGCCUCUUUCUAGUUUUUGGGGACUCCAGGGUUGAUGCACUUUUCAGAUAUUGUUAUGGACAGAACUUGACUUUCGUGAUUUACACUACAACAUGACAACGCACGCACAAUUCAAGAUGGCGACCCCAGCAAGCGUGCGCAGCCGCAAAACAUAAUCGGUGUGUUUGGCACAUGGACAGGAUCAGAGACUGAACCUGGACAUCAGCAGAAAUUCACUUUGACAUAACUGGACUAAAAACGCCUUCAUGCGGCGCCCGAGGGUCAUCAAGAUCACAGGAAGUGGGUGUGGCAUUAACUUCCUGUGAGUAAACAAAAACACUUUGAAAUGUAAAUAGUGUGAUUAGAAAACAGGGUGUCUGACAUUUAACAGACUCCU